AUGGCGGCGCUAAUUCUGGGAAACCUGUUUGUGCUCGCCACGCUAACAUCAGUGGAGCUGACAUGGGCUGAAGUCGGCGCAAUCAGUGAUCCUUUGCUGAGUGAUGCAGAGUGCGAGCAGGAAGGCUGCGCUCUCAAUGCCCUCCAGUUGCAGAAAGCCGCGCUGGAAGCCGAGCAAACUCAGGAUUCGACCAAAGAGAACCAGUCCGCGGAGUUCAACAUGUAUGGCUACCAUCACUGGGCUACCACAACCAUGUACGGUGAUGCGCCCCAUGCAGCUUGUGGCGGAAUCAACACUGCUGAACUUGUGAGAGGAACGCCCUAUUACAACGUGGCGUCAGCACAGGCUAUGUGGCGCGACUGUGGCGGUACAGGAAACUGCUGGUGUGGCCAAAGCGGGGGGGGCGGUGGAACCGUCGGAAUGGGCUGCUUUACCUGUGCCAAAGGCCGCUUCCUUAACAAUGCUUAUGGGACCAGAGGCCGUGCCUUGUGGGCACUGAUGGAAGAAGGCGCUUCAGAAAGCAGCUCGUCCAACCUGACCUCCCCAUUUGCAUCCGAGGAAAUCAUUCUCAUCGUGGGUGACUUAUGUCCACAUGCAGGCAAUGAGGAUUGGUGUCCAAGCUCGCCGGGAAGAAAGAACGCCUAUGGAUCGUUCCACCAUUUGGAUUUUUCUCACUAUCCAAGGAACAUUGACACGAGUCAUUCAGUGCCCAAUCUCAAUUUUGUCUUCAACAUGAUUGAAUGCCCACAUGACCUUUGGGAACGACAGCGCCGUCAGUCCAGGUGCAGAUAG
Molecule: messenger RNA, 792 nt
Organism: Symbiodinium natans
Lineage: Eukaryota; Dinophyceae; Suessiales; Symbiodiniaceae
Source: the annotation of a GenBank genome assembly